GAAUCGUCAUCCUCAAAAUUUAUGAUUAUAUUUUCUUUCUCUACUUCGUCACUACCUCUUUCUCAUGAGAGAGUAUGUUACUGCGCAAAGAACAACAAACUAAUUAGGUACUGACCAUUUCCGUCUAUAUAUAAGGCCAAUAACCCAACACGUUCUAUAAACAUAUAGUGACUAACCUCCCACUGAAGAGUAAUUGGUGGAUUCCAGCAAUGGCCGUGGUUCAUGGCAGUUGGGUCAAGCUUGAUCAAAGAGGAGAAGGGCAAGGAGCGAGAAGCUCACAUGCUAUAGCCAUAGUAGCACAGAAGGUGUAUGCAUUUGGUGGCGAAUUCGUGCCACGUGUCCCCGUUGAUAACAAACUUCACGUGUUCGACCUAGAGACUUUGACUUGGUCCGUGGCUGAUGCAUCAGGGGAUGCCCCACCGCCACGUGUCGGUGUCACAAUGGCCGUAGUGGGAGAAACCAUAUAUGUCUUUGGUGGAAGAGAUGGUGAACACAAAGAGCUCAAUGAGCUCUAUUCUUUUGACACAAGGGCCAACAAAUGGGCCUUGAUUUCAAGUGGCGAUAUUGGGCCUCCUCACCGGAGCUACCACUCCAUGACCGCAGAUGACCAACACGUGUAUGUUUUCGGUGGUUGUGGGGUCCACGGGAGGCUUAAUGACUUGUGGGCUUUUGAUGUUGUUGAGAACAAGUGGGUGGAGUUUCCUUCUCCCGGUGAGAAUUGCAAGGGGAGAGGUGGGCCGGGCUUGGUUGUGGCUCGAGGGAAAAUAUGGGUUGUGUAUGGCUUCGCUGGAAUGGAGAUGGAUGAUGUGCAUUGCUUUGAUCCAGCCCAGAAAACUUGGGCCCAAGUUGAGACUAGUGGGCAAAAGCCCACCGCCCGCAGUGUGUUUUGCAGUUUCAGUGAUGGGAAACAUAUAAUUGUGUAUGGUGGGGAAAUUGAUCCUAGCGACCAAGGUCACAUGGGUGCUGGUCAAUUUUCUGGUGAGGUUUAUGCAUUGGACAUGGAGACACUAGCAUGGAAGAGGUUGGAGGAUAAGGUGGAUUUCGGUGGCCAUCCUGGGCCCCGAGGGUGGUGUGCUUUUGCCAGAGCUUGGCGGGGCGGCCACGAGGGGUUGUUGGUGUAUGGUGGCAACUCUCCUAGUAAUGAUAGGCUUGAUGACAUCUUCUUCCUUGCUCUUUCUCAAGGGUUGGUGAAAUAGUAUGAUAUGGUCGCAUAAUCUAUGAUGGAUUCUAAAUGUGUUUAUGAUGUCAAUGAGUGGACAAUGACAUGAGAACUUAUGAAUCGUUGAUGGUCAAUUUAGUAGCUUGUGAAUGUUCUUGCGUAGUGAAACAAAUUAGGAAGUGUGUGCUUAAUUCUCAAUUAGAUGAUAUGAUGAAUUAAAAAUAUAUUUAUCACCCUGUGAGAGGACAAUGGCAUGGGAAUUAGGGAAUCUUUUAUACUUAUUGUAUGUAGCUUGUGAAUGUACUUGUGCUUUUGUACUGGAAUAAAUUAUUAAGUGUGUGAUCAAUUCUCAAAUAGAUGAUUUCGUGGCUCA
Glycine soja is the source of this 1532-nucleotide messenger RNA. Its product is annotated as nitrile-specifier protein 5. Gene Ontology annotation, biological process: nitrile biosynthetic process. Lineage: Eukaryota; Viridiplantae; Streptophyta; Magnoliopsida; Fabales; Fabaceae. The record is from RefSeq and is a predicted model, not a curated record. The transcript is spliced from 2 exons. The coding region runs from base 210 to 1196 and encodes 328 amino acids. Gene Ontology annotation, molecular function: enzyme regulator activity; protein binding. Gene Ontology annotation, cellular component: nucleus; cytosol.